AUGCCCUCUGACGACAACGGCUCCAAUGGCGAGAAGCCAACUGCAACACCCAAACCGGGAAUCUCUUCCCGAGACUCGAUCACUACGUUGGCUGCCAACACUGGCCACACGAGCGAUGCCUUUGAUAAAGGUGAAGAGGAGAUCCAUGAUGAUAUGGCGCAACUUGCCAGGAGAUUGACAAGUCGGUCUCAGGGCGCGGGUGCACCAGCGUCACUGUUCCCUCUCCCAAGCAACGGACCCUUGGACCCGAACAGUGGUCAGUUCAACGCGAAGAAAUGGGCCAAGGCUUUUUACAAGGCUAGGAAGGAGUCUCUCGAGGGGAGCCCACCUAAAACAACUGGUGUCGCUUUCCAGAACCUCAACGUUUACGGCUUCGGCACAGACACCGACUUCCAGAAGACUGUGGGAAACAUCUUCUUGGAUGCAAUCACCUGGACAAAGAGGGCGUUCAACCAGAAACAAGAGCGUGUGGACAUCUUGCACAAUAUCGAAGGUGUUGUGCAUAGUGGCGAGAUGCUCUGCGUGCUUGGCCCCCCAGGUUCCGGGUGCUCAACCUUCCUCAAAACAGUUGCUGGCGAUACCCACGGCUUUCAUAUUGAAAAGUCAUCUACCCUCAAUUACCAAGGAAUCCACCCAGACCAGAUCAGAGGUGCAUUCAGGGGAGAGGCUAUUUAUACUGCCGAGGUUGAUCAUCACUUUCCGCAACUAACAGUCGGCGAUACAUUGUAUUUCGCCGCGGCCGCCCGAUGCCCCAGAAACAUCCCUGCUGGAGUCAGUAGAAAGGAAUAUAUCGAACAUCUCCGUGAUGUGACCAUGGCGAUUUUUGGCAUUUCACAUACGAAGAACACCCGCGUGGGUAACGAUUAUGUCCGAGGCGUCAGUGGUGGCGAGAGAAAGCGUGUUACCAUUGCUGAGGCUUCCCUAAGUUACUCCCCCUUACAAUGUUGGGAUAACAGUACUCGAGGCCUCGAUAGCGCCAAUGCAGUCGAGUUUUGUCGUACCUUGCGUACUCAGGCCGAUGUCAUGGGUUGCACUUCUUGUGUCGCGAUCUAUCAAGCACCCCAGGACGCGUAUGACCUUUUCGAAAAGGUCCUUGUUUUGUACAAGGGACGACAAAUCUUCUUUGGCAAGACCUCUCGGGCUCAGCAAUACUUUGAAGAACUUGGCUUCCUUUGCCCAGAUCAGCAGACAACGGCCGAUUUCCUGACUUCGAUGACAAGUCCUCAGGAACGCAUUGUUCGCCCAGGAUGGGAGAACAAGACGCCUCGAACUCCUGAGGAAUUUGCCCAAGCAUGGAAGGAUAGUCGUGACCGAGCGCUGCUAAUGGAGGAAAUCGAAGAUUAUGUUGAAAGACAUCCCUUCCAUGGCGAACACUACGACAAGUUUCUCGAAUCUCGGCGCAUGGACCAGUCGUCAGCCCAGCGCACCAAGUCUCCAUUUACGCUCUCGUAUCUCCAGCAGAUGACCCUGACUCUAUGGCGUAGUGUGGUUAUGCUCAAGACAGACCCCAGCUUAACCAUCACUAUGCUAGUGACCAACUUCCUCCAGGCCAUCAUUGUCAGCAGCAUUUUCUACAACCUCUCAGAGACGACAGCGGCUUUUCAGAACCGAUCUGUUCUCCUGUUCUUUAUUAUCCUUAUGAACGCCUUCAGCAGCAUCUUGGAAAUCAUCUCUUUAUAUGCGAAACGGAAGAUCAUCGAAAAGCAUGCCAGAUAUGCCCUCUAUCACCCAAGUGCUGAGGCGCUCUCUUCGAUGAUAGUCGACCUACCGUACAAGCUGGUAAACAGUGUCUUGACGAACAUCACAAUGUACUUCAUGGGCAACCUACGCCGGGAACCAGGCGCAUUCUUCUUUUUCUUCCUCAUCAUUUUCUCAACUACCAUGACAAUGUCAAUGCUUUUUCGCCUCAUUGCAUCUGUCACGAAAUCGAUCGCUCAAGCCAUGGCGCCGUCCGCGAUCAUUUUGCUUGGGUUGGUAUUGUAUACGGGCUUCACGAUUCCUGUGCAGUACAUGCGCAGCUGGAUCAAAUGGUGCCGCUGGGCCAAUCCCAUCUUCUACGGUCUCGAAUCUAUUAUGAUCAAUGAGUUUGCUGGCAGGGACUUCCCAUGCGCCACUUUCGUCCCUUCGGGUAGCGGAUACGAUGAUGUAUGGCCUAGCAGCAGAGCAUGCUCAGCGCAAGGGUCGAUGCCUGGACAGGAUUUUGUGAGCGGCACCGCGUAUCUGAGUGUUGCGUACGGUUACGAAACAUCGCAUCGGUGGCGUAACUGGGGUGUCAUGAUUGCGUUCGCAGUGCUCUAUCUCGCUUUGCACCUUGUAGCAACUGAGUACGUCGCCUCAGAGCGCUCCAAAGGUGAGGUACUGGUGUAUCUUCGCAAGGCACUGAAGCACCUCAAGACACCGAGCGAUAUCGAAAGCGGCCCUGCUAUUGCAAUGAACCACCCGACUUACGACGGUAAUGCUUCAGGAGCCGAGGUGGAGAAACAAACUGCCGUAUUCCAUUGGGGAAAGGUUUGCUACGACAUCAAGAUCAAAGGGGAGCCUCGGCGGAUUCUUGACGAAGUCGAUGGUUGGGUCAAGCCAGGUACUCUAACAGCACUCAUGGGCUCCUCUGGCGCGGGUAAAACUACCUUGCUUGACGUUCUUGCAAGCCGUGUGACUAUGGGUGUCGUUACAGGCGAUAUGCUUGUUAAUGGAAAACCUCGAGAUGAGUCCUUCCAGCGAAAAACCGGUUACGUCCAACAACAGGAUCUUCAUCUUCCUACCUCCACCGUUCGCGAAGCCCUGACAUUCAGUGCCCUUCUGCGGCAGCCAUCGCAGUACAGUCGACAGGAAAAGAUUGCUUAUGUGGACACUGUUAUCGGCUUGCUGAGCAUGGAGGACUAUGCUGAUGCUGUUAUUGGUGUUCCCGGAGAAGGUCUCAAUGUUGAACAGCGUAAGCGUCUAACUAUCGGCGUGGAACUUGCUGCGCGUCCUCAACUCCUCUUAUUUUUCGAUGAGCCGACGUCGGGAUUGGAUAGUCAGACGUCUUGGUCGAUUUGCAACCUGAUGGAAAAGCUAACUCAGAACGGCCAAGCUAUCCUCUGCACCAUCCAUCAGCCUUCUGCUAUGUUGUUUCAAAGGUUCGACCGGCUUCUGCUGCUCUCAAAGGGAAAGACCAUUUACUUCGGCGACAUCGGUAGAGGUUCUCGCACUUUGGUCGAUUACUUUACUCGCAACGGAGCCCAAAGUCUUCCUGCCGGAUCAAACCCAGCCGAGUAUAUGCUUGAGGUCAUAGGUGCGGCCCCAGGCGCGACAACUGAUAUCGAUUGGCCAGCGGUUUGGCGGGAAAGCCCGGAGUACCAGCAGGUUCAACAGGAGCUCAGCCGACUUGCUACUUCGACUGCUUCCACCCCUGUAAACGAAGACCCUUCCAUUUACAAGGAAUUCGCUGCUUCCCCUACUGAGCAGUAUCGUCAAGUCGUCCAACGAGUUUUCGAACAGUAUUGGCGAAGUCCUGGAUAUAUCUACGCUAAAGUCUUGCUUUCUCUCGGCUCGUCUCUGUUUACUGGCCUAUCGUUCUUGAACGGUGACAAUACCCAACGUGGACUGACAAACCAGAUGUUUGGCAUCUUCAUGUUCCUGAGUCUGUUUCCCAACCUGGUCAACCAGAUCAUGCCUGUCGUCGCCAACCAGCGAAUCAUGUAUGAAGCCAGAGAGCGUCCCUCUAAGACGUACUCUUGGAAGGCAUUCAUGGCUGCGAGCAUUCUGGUUGAGUUGUUCUGGAAUUCUAUUAUGUCACUUUUUGCCUAUAUCUGUUUUUACUACCCCAUCGGAUUAUACAAAAAUGCUGAAUGGACCGAUGCUGUCCACUCGCGGGGCAUUACUAUGUUCCUGCAUCUUUGGAUUUUCUUUGUGUAUACUAGCACGUUUGCGCACAUGUUGAUCGCCGGUCUCCCAACCGCUGAUGUUGCCGGAGGUGCUGGUAAUCUUCUUCUGAUUAUGAUGUUCACUUUUUGCGGUGUUUUGGCUGGACCUGAUGCUCUUCCGGGCUUCUGGAUCUUCAUGUACCGUGUCAACCCCUUCACAUACAUAAUUGAGAGUUUCAUGGGCACUUCUCUCGGCAAUGCUCCCAUGUACUGCGCUCCCAACGAGUUUAUUCGCUUCACUGCUCCAAACGGGUCAACCUGCACGGAAUACGCUUCUGACUACAUCAACCAAGUUGGAGGCUACCUCGCCAAUCCCAACGCUACCAAUUGCGAAUACUGCACCAUGUCUGAGACCAAUCAGUUCUUAGCUUCUGUUAGCAUCAGCUAUGGCCACAGAUGGAGAGACUUUGGGCUGAUGUGGAUCUUUUGCAUCUUCAACCUCGGCGCGGCCUUCUUGUUCUACUGGCUUGCAAGAGUUCCCAAAAAUAAGAAGGUGAAGAAGGAGUAG
This is a messenger RNA of Fusarium keratoplasticum, 4413 nucleotides long. RefSeq names its product putative ABC1 transport protein. Bases 1 to 4413 code for a protein of 1470 amino acids. Gene Ontology annotation, molecular function: ABC-type transporter activity; ATP binding; ATP hydrolysis activity. Gene Ontology annotation, biological process: transmembrane transport. The transcript is spliced from 6 exons. Gene Ontology annotation, cellular component: membrane. Lineage: Eukaryota; Fungi; Ascomycota; Sordariomycetes; Hypocreales; Nectriaceae. The record is from RefSeq and is a predicted model, not a curated record.